GGAGGAAGUUUGUCAGAAAAGACCCUCUCUGAGCCCAAGACUGAUUACCAGAGGUGUCUCCAUCGACUGCCACCCACCUAAAGUCGAUAGUACUCAAAUGAGUACGCCGGUGUGGACUAUAUAAGAGAAGCGCAUGGCCCUGAAGGGCGCAUCCCCCGUCUCCGGGCGCAGCACCGAGCGCCCCACUCCGCGCCCGGCGGAGCCUCCGCGGGGACACGGGCUCUCCCACGGCGGCACAGCCGCUCGCUGCGCAGCCCGCACGCACCCGGCCGGACUCGCCUCUGCCUGAAGCGCCGCAGAGAUGCGAGGGGCGAAGAAGCGCCAGGCGCUGCCCGCCAUCGUGCUCCUGCUGCUGGCCUCGGCCCCGCCGCCGCCGGGCGCCGAGGGCAGGGACGUGCCCGCCGCCGGAGCCGAGCGGGGGGCGCUCCUCGACAUCCUCCUCCAAGCCCUGGGCGACGACGGCCGCCCGCUGCCGCCCCGCCCGCCGCGGAGGGAGCGGGUGAUCUCCCGGCGGUACAGCGGCGGCGGUGCCCCUCCGACAGAGCCCCGCGCCGCCGCCGCCGCCCCGCCGCCCCCGCGGCUCCUCGCUGCCGCCCGGCACGGAGAAAUUUUUCCGAGGGAUUCCAGUCUAAAGGACAAAUUCAUAAAACAUUUUACAGGGCCAGUCACAUUUUCCUCAGAGUGUAGCAAGCACUUUCAUCGACUGUAUCACAACACAAGGGACUGCUCAACGCCAACCUAUUACAAAAGGUGUGCAAGAUUGCUAACGAGAUUAGCAAUGAGCCCUUUGUGUACACAGUCCUAGGAUGUUUGCUAAACUUUCUACCAAGGAGAGAAUUCUGAUUUGCCAAGAAAGUGCCUUGAAAUCUUCAAAAAUGGAGAAGACAUCUUUUAUCUUUUUGAUUUACAAUGUUUUGUUACUAGAUGCAUUUUAUUUUCAUAUAUUUGUCCGACAUUCCAUAUUUGUGUGAAACAUUAUUUUAUUUUGUAAAUUUGUUGCCUAUAGUUCAGACAAGUCAAUUAUUUAAAUACAUUGUAUAUGAAGAAUACUAAUGAUAUACUGAUCAAAUGUUAUAACCGUAUGCAGGGAGUUGGUAAAAUUUUGCUAUUUCUCUUGUUCCGUUGUAUUUACAUCGUUCUGCUCAGGCUCUUACUCUCAUUAUUUGCACUAACUUGAAAUGCAGAAGUCUGUGUAACUGAAAUCUGAAUAAGCUGUAAGUGGGGAAGUUUUACUUGCCAUGGAAGAUAUUUUAUAUUAUGAAGGUUUGUUAAUAUAUACAUAUAUAUUAUUGUGCAUCAGAAAAAAAUUGCUCAGAAAUGCACCUUGCUUUCAGGAACAUUUGUAUGACUAUUCUGGAUUUUCAUCAGUUACAUUUGUACUGGCACUUAUGGAAAGAGUUGCAAAUAAUGUAAAUAUAAAGACUGGAAAACUGCAAUGCAGUUUCGGUGGAAUAAAGAACAUAAAAAUAAACUAUUUUACAGGAGGGGUGAUUUAAGUAUAUUAGGAGGUCACUUAUAUACAUAUUAAUAUAUAUUUAAUCUACUGGUGAACUUGAAAUGAUCUACCACUGCAAUCUUCAAUCUUGUGGGUUUAGUAUUUCACAACAUUUCAUUUUCAUGAGGUAUAUUUUAUGCAGCCAUUUAUUCUUCAGCUGAAUAAGGUGAAAACAAAACUGCAUCAUGUACCUAAUGUGAACAACAGAAAACAUCUGCAAGUAUGCAAAGAGGGUAACAAAAAAGUCUAACAGAAGAAAAAAUGCUUUAAAGUAUAAUAUCGUAAAUCCAAGGGGUAUAACGAAUGAAUUUGGUUGGUGAUACAUCAGUCUUAAAUAGUUGGGAAGACUCCAAGGCACAACUGCAAUAUAUUCUUUAUUUAAAAUCUUAUUAUAUUGGUAACAUUUGCUAUCCAUUUUCUAUCUCAUGUCUUUGAUUGCAAGCUCAUGUCGUUGUGUUACAAAGCACCUAGUAUCCAGUGAGGGUUUUACUCAGACCCAGAGCAGUUGACAAUUGAUUAUGCAUUGAUUACUAUGUUCAAACCACAGUUCUUGAGAUUAAUUGACCAUUCAAGCUAAUACCUUCAGAUUAAAUAUUAUCUCUACCCUUUUCCCACUGUGGGCUUCAGGAGCUCCUUAGCUUCUAUGUCCAGCACUGUGCCCUCUACAGAAUAGUAGGAAAUACAAAUAGCAGGAAAACUUUGCCCUGGGAUUCCUCAUCAAAUAGCAGAGUUGCCUUGUUAUCCAGUGGAGUUUUCUUCCUUCUUUUGAUAUGUUUAGUGUAUUACUGCAGAAAAGUUGUGCAGUGUCUUCUGAUUCUCUAAGCAGUCCACCGUACAACUUUCAGAAGUACUUACUCCAUCUCCAGUCCAAGGUAGAAGGUUGUCCUGUGCUCUUUGUAUUUGUGAUUCACUGGAUCGGUUUUCAAACUUCCUACAGUCAUGUUCUUUUGGUAAAAGCAAAGUUUCCAAGUAUCCUAAUCCAGGUUGGAAGCAAUAUUCACACUGAAAAUCCCAGUGUUUUGAAUGGUGGGAAGGAUACCUUUAUAUCUCUGUGAGUACCAUACUUCAGAGAAGAAUUAUUGGCUAGAACACUUCAGCAGAGGAGAAAGAAUGAGGCUCAUAACAGGCAAUCAGGCUCCAAGAAAAACAUUUGUCUUUAGUCCUGCUUUGAUAUUUCCACUCUGGUUUGCUGGCUUCUUGGUCUAAAAAAAAUUCUCCUUUCUUUCCUCAAGGUACUGAAAAAAAUUCAAGUAUUUGUGGGUUUUUUUCCCUAAAAAAUACUUUUUGUGACAUCUAAAUUCCAAUGAGGAGACCUAAUUUGGAUUAUGUAAUAAAAUUUUUGAGCUCAAAUCUGAUGUGGUAAAUAAAGAG
Prinia subflava (tawny-flanked prinia) is the source of this 2866-nucleotide messenger RNA. RefSeq names its product ALK and LTK ligand 1 (gene ALKAL1). Gene Ontology annotation, biological process: positive regulation of ERK5 cascade; positive regulation of ERK1 and ERK2 cascade. The transcript is spliced from 6 exons. Bases 302 to 805 code for a protein of 167 amino acids. Gene Ontology annotation, molecular function: receptor signaling protein tyrosine kinase activator activity; receptor tyrosine kinase binding. NCBI's taxonomy places the organism in Eukaryota, Metazoa, Chordata, Aves, Passeriformes, Cisticolidae. The record is from RefSeq and is a predicted model, not a curated record.